UUAAAAAAAAAAAUCCUCGGAGAAAACUUCCGGCGAAAAGCCUAUGAGCGUAGCUGAACUUGAGCUGUUGUGAUGUGAACGUUCUCGUGUUGACAUCUGAUCUCUUUGUGUUUUCAGCAGUCGAGACAUGUCGAAAGUAUUAAACAUGUAGUCUUUCCAUGAAGCUUAAAUGGCAGAAGCAAGAGAAGAAACGACGAAAUGGCCGAUGCAGGGAAAAGUUAAGGAGGGGUCUUUAUCAGAUUUCUUUGAGCAUGCGCGUCAUCAGAUGUGCAAACAGUGGUCUGUUCAUGAAGAUGGGGUCCUCGCCUACAAACUGCAGGAGGAGGAAAUUGAUCAUCAUUAUGGGAUGAACCGUCAGAACCGCCGCACAGUGCGAGACGAUAUCCCAGUAGCAAAAGUUGUUCAGACAGAAGAGGAAAUAGAGCAGCAGAAAGAGCGACUUCGGAAGCUUGCUGCACUGCAAGCUCAGGCUGAAGCAGAUGAAAUUGUAGCUCGAAAAGUGAACCGUCAGCUACAGGACGAAGCAAGAAGAAGAGAAGCUGUGAGAGAACUUGAAGAUGAGGAUCUUGCUCGACUGUUGCAAGAAAAAGAAAAGAAGAAGUAUGAGCGAUAUUUGGAGAAAAAGCGAGAACGAAAGUUGAAAAAGGAGCGUGAAAAACUUGAGCAGCAACUUGCUCGGACCACAGAAGAAGCACGCCUUGUCCUGCCCGAUGCAAGUAAGAAAAAUGUGGACCAGGUGGCUGGUGACCUUGAGGCAAUGAGACUGAAUGAGUCGGCUUCCUCAGGUGGUAGUACACGGCCGGCCAAUUCUGCAACUAGGUAUCGAUGCAGAGUAACGCCAGCAGGACGAAUCGAGGAUGAUGGAGAUUUCAGUGACUUCUAUGCUGUUCCACCAGAUGGUGUACGUCCUGAGGAGUGGGAGCUGGUACAACAGCAGCAGGAUGAAGAACUGGCCAGACUGUUACAAGAACAAGAACACAAAAGAUCAAAGGCGGAAGUUGACAAGGCAAAGCUUCGAGAGAUCGAAAUGCGGGAUGAACAACUGGCUCUGAUUAUGCAGGAACAAGAAAAGCUCAAGAUGAAAAAAUACAAACAGAAACGUCAGCAGCAGAAGGAACAAAAGAGACUAGAACGACAGCUUUCAGGUCAAGAAGGAUUACCUUUGGGGGCAUCAGCAAAUAUGUUGGCACAACUUGUUGGACAGGAAGGAUUGUCUUUGGGUCCUUCAGCUGUGAUGACACAGGCUGCUGUUGGCUCAUCAUCCCCCGACCACAGUCACCAUCGCUAUCGUCGUAAUAGUUACACCAAGUCAAUCGAUAAUGGUCCUGCACAUAUAGAGGUCCCCAGUGAUUUUGCUGCAAUGGCAAGUGGAAGUCCUAAGUACAAAACAGUGAUUGAUGUCUCACAUGCUUCCUCAUCACACCGUCAGGGAAGAUCAGGGGAUUUAUCUCCAGAUGAUGCACCUGAAGUAUUGCGCUGGUUGCAGUCACAAGGUGCUGAAGUCGAGGAGGAUGUAGGCCGACAGCGGCUACAGUGUCCUCAGUCCCUGACCCCCUCCCCUCCUGUUUCUCAUCCCAGCGAUGAAGAAGAAUUUGUGAGAAGACAAGGUACACCAACCACUUACAAUAUUGCAGCUGCAAUAGAUCCAACAUACCACCGUCGACAGCAAGAGCUGGAAAACCACCAUCAAACACCUGUCAAAAGUCAAAUUCCUGUGUCAAGGUCACUUCCGAUUGCAGUUGGACCUCUGGAAUGGGAGCCAGGUGGGCAAAGCAGUUUGCGGAGACUUAGAGAUCCUACAAAUCCAUUAUCUCUAGAUUCUGGUGAGGCUACUUUCGAAGAACUCUCAAAUGGUGGAGGUUAUGGACCAGUUCAAGGCCAGAAACGAAAUCGCAAGCCAAUUCCCGCCGUAGACCAGAAAGCUGGCAAGGGAGGGAACUGCAAACAACAGUGAAACAAGUUUUGCAAGCACUAACCACCCGAGAUAUUACACAAAUUGUUGCUACCAGUGAGUGUGCUAUAGAUUGGGAUAUCGAAAGCUAAUAGAAUUCAACAGUAAUGUUCUUUUUAUAAAAACACCAGCAAAGGCUUUCAUGAUGCUGCCAUACUGGUGGAGUUUUGGGAGCAAGGGGGUCUCUAAAGAGACUAAACACCAGCUCAAUGAAAACAUAAUGUUCUGCAUAUUUUUUUAUGUUUAUGCAGUCACAAGUCACUGGCAUGACAAAGAAAAUUGUGAGGCUUACUUUUAGAGCCGAUGUAAUGGAUUUUGGUUGUGUACCCACAAAAUGAUUUCUUUGAUCUUUACCAUGAUAUUUACAUCUAACUCUUGGAAUCAACAACCAGUUAAAUAUGUCCUUAAACUGAGGAGCUGUGACUCAGCCCUUUGCUUGCAAGAAUGCCUUAAAGAGUGAGGGGAAUAUUAAAAAGAAAAAGUGUUUUUCAAUUAUCAGAGUAAAAUUCUUUUUUGGUAAAUCUUCCAAAGAUGUUGUAAAUGUCAAAUCAUUAUCACCUGUUAAAUUUGGAUGUUUUUUUGGAAUAAGAUCAGUCACAUUGAUUAAGAUCUUGAUACUGAUUUAUGUUGACACUAAAACAAAAUGUUCCAUUUGUUUUUUUGCUUUUUGGCACAAAAAAAUUUGGGGUUACAAGUAUGUUGUAGAUAUAUGCUAAAACUUAUUGUCUUAAGAUAAAAUAAGACAAGAGUUGUCUUGGCAUUAUCUUUCCUUUUUCGUUGUAUUCUUGUUCUCAUGCAUGCCAUAUUCAAAUUGUAAAUGGAAAUCUGUACAUUACAUAUGAGUUAAUAAGAAUGUUAAACAAGUGAAGAGAUUGUUACAGCUUGUACAAAUAAUAACAGUUAUCAAUAACACAAGUCAUUUGUCAAAAUCUGCCCAAACUGCAGUAUUCCAUAAUUUUUUUUUAUAAGGGACCUAACAGUUGUUUAUACAUUUCCUUCAUUAAAAGCAAGAUUUUUGGAUGUGUAUGAGCUUUGACAUAAGUCGCUGCAUGUUAUGAUUUCCUGUAUAAAAGGAUUCAAAGAAUUGGCCUAGUAGCCUCCACAUGGGCUGCUUAUUAUGUCCGUGACGUAGAAAAUUACAAUAAGUGGUUGUGACAAGUCAUGUUUACAACUUGGUACUUUAGAAUUCUCCUGGCAGCUCAGGACAUUUUCUUCUCUUUUUCUAUACUGUUAGUCUCUGAGCUAAUAUGGUCUUGCCUUCUUCAGCAAUCUGCCUGCAAGAACCACGUUUGCUUUUCUGUGCACCAUGUCCUGUAUUUAAAUUUGCACUUCUACCUCACCUGAAUGUUCCUUUUGCAAGAAUGAAGAAACAUAUUUUAUAAAGAUUAUUUUCUGUAUGCGUAAAUGAUGCAUUUUGUAUUCUUGUGGUCCUUUUCACAGACUACCCAAAUAUUACGGCCAAAUAGAUGUUUUUAAAGAUGGAAAAAGCAUAAGAUCAAAGUUGUAAUAUUACUCCAAUUGACUGAAGGAGCAUAGAGAGGAAAAAACCAGACCACCCUAGCAUUCAAACAGUUGCCUAGCACAAAGUCCAUAAGUGUACUUUGUCCAGCAAGAAAGAAGAUUCCUGAAUAUACUAAGACAGUGUCAAAGUGUAGCUUCCACCAAAAUAUUAAACACUUCCACUCUGUACGUAUCUUCAAAUAUCAAUAUACUUAUAUAAGCAUGCAUGCAUCUGGAAGCUGUCUUGUAUCCUCAUAGGGACACAUCAAUCCAUAUUUCCACUCCCAGAAGUUAGCUACUAAAUGGCUUGUCAUCCAGUGUACUAUUAACGCAAAUUUUUGUAUUGGCAUCCUGCUCAAAGAGCAGCUCAACUUCAUAAAUCUUGAAGCCAUGAUCUAUUAGGUCAGCAGUUCUCAACCUUUUACUUGUGACGCCCCCCUGACGAACAAAGGUACAUCCGCUCGCCCCCCCCCCCUUAGCUAGCAAUGUAAGCUAAUUUCACUAAUACCGGUAUAAGAAACUUUUUUAAAAUGACCACCUUCGCCCCCCAAUUUUAAUGGAUGCAUUAAUGCGCGCCCCACUGUUUGAGAACCAUGGUAUUAGGUUAUUUCAGUUAAUUAUGUUUCCUCUUUGAAAUAAUAAACAAGAAUCUGUAUGUCACAACAGCAUGCAAGGUUCAGUACAGUCAGGAAAAUAAUUUCCCAAAAGAAGAAAAAGGAAAUUCAGUAAAUUCACUGGUCUGUAGCCUAAUAGAUAAUCCUGGUGAGAUUUUGUGACCUUCAUUUACCAUCUUCCUCCUGGUCAACUGUGAGUCUGAAGUUUUCACCUGAAGUACCACACACCUUGUCUUGUUUAAUGAUUUAGCCAGAAAAGAAAUAUUUACAGGAAAUAACUCAAAAGCUGUUCCAACUGCACAUCCACACCUGUAAGAGUUGUUUAAGGCUAAACACUGUAACCUACAUUAUGUGGCCACUUUCAUCAAGAGUGAGUUCUGAAACGCCCCACAUAUACAUCUCAUUUAAGAGUGGAUUGCCUUUUUGAAAGGAAGAACAAAUGUGGCCACCAUCAGCUGCUUUUUAUUUAUGGCAUUUAGAAAACACUAUCAGCAUGUAUGUGCUGCUAAUGAACAACAGUUUAUUGGCUAUAACCCAGUGUGCCACAGAAGUAAAUCAACGAUAGCUCCAAAAAGCUUCUUAUAGUUGCGGUUGUAGGGAGAAAUGUAUUUGAAAAAAACUUUGUGGGUACAGACAGUAUGUUGCCUGUCCUCUAAUACUUUUUGUCUGACCUUUACAGCGUCUUGAUCUAUUGACACAUUAAAAAUGACAUAAGCUCUGUACAUCCUUAUGGGAUAGUUCUAUGGAACGAGGCAGAGAGGUGAGGUGGGAGUGCUGCACAUGGAUUUACAGUUUUUGCUGGAUAAUGCUAAACUCUGCAAAGCAGGGCAUGGGUGGAUUUGUGUUAUCAGACAGCAGAUAUAGUAUUACAUUCUCUUGUUGCUUUUCAUUUUUUUAUGUUCUUUGCUGAAACAAUAUGUGCCAGGUUAGCAUGAAGAGAGCCUUUGCUUCAGAAUUUGUGAGCAAAAUAUGUUUGAUAAAGCAAUACAUACAGGCAGUCAGCCUUUAAUUGUAUAAUUUAUUGUUUUUAUCUGAAAAUUUGAAAAUAAGAAUGUAAGCCAACAGUUGUGUGUGAAGGGUUGAUGUACUAAAUGCACUGUACCAGUCAAAGUUCGCAGUUUGCAUGCUGCUGUCACAAUAUGCAUAUAAAUUACUUAACCAUAAAUUAAGGUUGGGCAUGGGUCUGGCUUUGGAUGUUUGUGUAUGUAUUCCUUUUUUAUUUUAUUAAAACCCAUUUUUGAUGGGUUGUUUAACUGUCUCAUUGUAUCUUUGCAUGUUACAUGCAUGUAUAAAAUUGUUGGGAUUUUUUUUUUCCCUUGGUAGCAAUGUAAGUUCUAUGAAAAUGCUUGUUGAAGCAUGCUGGUUUUUUUUGGUCAUAAUUAUUACAGAAAUAACCCAUGUACUUUUAUAUUCCCCCCCUUCCCCUAAUGUAAUACAGUGAGCAUCAAGUAGUUCAGUAUUUAUUGGUUUGUAGAUAUGUCAUCUUUCAUGACUUGUCUUGUUAUCUCCAUGUAUAAAUACAUGGACAAUAUAUGCACACAUGCAUGGCAUUAAUUUGUUCAUUCACAAACAAAACAGAGCAAUCGGUAUUCACUGAAUAACUGCAUUUACUCCUCAAUCUUACCCUAACCUGUUCAUAUGCUAACCUGCACCACAUACAAAAAUGUGUUUUAAUAAUUAUUCCCUAAUAAUUGUUAGAUGCAGUAGAUUAGUAUAUCACUUUGAUUACACAGUAAUAAUGAAGCUUACACAAUGAAUGCAUCAUACAUUUUCCCUGCCUCUAGGGGUACAGAUUUUCUGCUUCUGGGCAUUGGAUAAUGUACAAACAUUUUUUUAGAAUGUCUCGAUGUAGAAUACAGUUCACUCAUGCAGAGCUUAGCUAAGGUAAACUUUGCUCAUCCCCAUUGCUCACCAGUUGGUCAGCCAUGCACUGAAAUUAGCUAAGAUGAACUCUGCUCACUCUCAUCACUCACCAGUUGUUCAUGCAUUCUCUCUUUCUCUUAAUUCACUUCAAGACCAUUUGGUCUUGCACACAUGCUCACAUUCAGCACAUUAUCACGAGUGCCAUUGAAGUGCCUGUGAUUUAAUUAAGUUGACGGUAGUCUGCUGUAUGCCUUUUGCCCUGGCUGGUCUACAGUUAAAGAAAAAUUGGUAACAUCAAGAAAUCAACUUUUGAAAAGGGACUAAGGUGCAAAAUUAUUUUCAAAUGACUGGGUUUAGUUUAUUACACCAUAUUAAUUCCACCAGUGUGAGUUAGCACAUUACAUUGGGCAUGACCUUUGAACAUUGCAGUUUUCAUACAAGGCCUACUUUUCAGAAGAGGUUCUCUCAUGAUAUCACCCCAUUUGCAUAUGCUUGGUUGGGCAUUUGGUGACAUCAUAAGUUCAGCCUUCUUAUGUAGUGUUUUGUUUUUAUUAGAGCUUGCUUUACAGUACCUCUUAAGGAACAUCCUUAGCCCCAGGAUCUGAAUUAAAUGACAAGUAUGACUCCCAUUUUAUUUGUCUGGGAAAUCACUUGUAAAACAUUUUUGUGCUAAAUACUAUAAACAUUUUUGUUGGAGCUUCAUGCAGCAGCAGGUGCUUUCCUACUCAUGAAAAAAAUGAUUGAAAAUUGAAACUGGUUCUUAGAAAAUUCUUUGGUGUAUGAUAUUUUCUAGGGUGCUAGAACUUUGUAUGUAAAUAACCUCAGUGACUUAGUACUACGAUUUCCACUUGUAGUAUUGGCUGCUUUCUUUAUAUUGCCCACUUUAUGUGAAGUAUGCCAACAUUGCUGGGAGUCCUGAAAGAUCAAUUCCUAUGGAAGAAGACCACAUCUGUAUGUUGGAUGAUAAUAGUUUUUGUAGGGCCAGAGGUUGAUGUCAACAUUCCAUCCACAAGAACAUUGUAAAAAGACCAGAAAAUGUGCCUUUCUUAAUGUUUGUUUGAAAACAAACGUGUCUUUAUGGUUGCCCUGUGGUAUGUGCCAUAACUGGAUAGAAGCCUGUUUUAGGCGUUUCCUUGAGAGAACUUUGUUUUUUUGAUGGUGCCAGAUCCUGUUAAGAAGUUGUCUUAUGGAGUUCUGUUAAUGUCUGCACAAAUUUUACAAAAUGUUGGAUAGGACAGCUGUUGAAAUGGGAAGAGAUUGAAUUUUCAUCAACAGCUUGAAAUAGCCUGUCACAUUUGUCCUCUCUCCCUGUAAAAGCAUUUUCUUAGGUAAAUAGUGGUACUUUACAUAUUUUGUUCUUUUUAGUUGUGAGAAUCUCAUAUUCUUGUCUUGCAUAUAUUUAGCAGAGUUCUCUUUUAUGUAUGAUCAUAUAGCAUAAUGUGUUUGCAGCAUUUGGAAAGUAAUUUAAAAUACUCAUGUUUUAGGGGAGGGGGAAAUUUUCAUGGUCAUGAAUAUAUCAGGAAGUAGAAAGGUGCUUUAGUGUGACACAUUUGUGUGUAUAAUGGUGAUAGAGAUUAAAUAUCUUUAUUCAGUUAUUUACAAAAGAGCACCAUGUGUUAAUCAGAACUUUUUUUUUGCAAGUAGCAUGUGAGUACGUGUGCAAAUUUAAGUUUGUGCAUGCAUAAUGGCAAGCAUAUAUGCUUUAAAAACAAUAUUUACAAGAUGCAGCCAUGAAGUAUAAAGACUUGAAUCUUGACUAAAUCAUUUUUUAUUACAAAAGAUGCUUAAGUAGCAUUUUUAUUUAACAGCUCAGUACAUUUGGAUGAUUUAUAUGGAACUUUACAGAUGGAAUAUUGUAAUGCACGAGUUUGAAUGACAGCUUUGAUGUGAAAGAUGUAAUGGUUUAGCAGGGUUAUCAAGCAAGCACCUCAACAAUUCACUGUACCCUACAACUUCUGUCCACUUCUCACCAACAGCCAUGUGUCUGUGACCAUUGUCAUUACUAGAACUUAAAGUGUGAACACAUCGUUAGUUUAGAGGUAGUAGGAAGAUGUGUGGAGUUCAUUGGUUUGUGCGUUUCUUAAAAGUUUUUUUUUUUCUUUCGUUAGAUUGGCUGAGACUUAAAAAAAUCACUGCCUGUGUUGAUUCACAUAUCAAUGCAUUCUACAUGACCCCUUUCUUAAAGUUUUACUGCAUUAAAUGAAUCAUACUCAACAAAAAUCAGACUAGUCUAAUUCUUGCCAUUUUGGACAUUCAUAAUAUUCUUACUCAUGGAGUAAGACUGUAGAUAAUAAAAUAAACAAGUAACACCAGGCGAGAGCUAAUCUUUGGAUUUUUUUCCCCAAGAACCUGUGCAUGUACAUUUGCUGAUGCUAAAAGCUUGUGAUUCCUUUAUGGUGAUAGAUGAGGAAAAUGAGAACUUGCAGUAGGGAAAUAUGACUUUCUGUAAAAAGUAAACUUUCAUUCUGUUGAUAAUAAGAUUGUACUCUCACAUUGUUAAUGUCCACUAGGUGCUUAGCCUUUUUUUUUUUUCAUUUGCUACUUGACACUUCCUGUGCCAUAUAUACAACAUAGAUUAUUAAAGCACUUGAAUAUUUUGUUUUUAAUUCAAAACUUUGUUCCAUACAAAACAAACAGUCAAGGCACUGGACGUGGAUCCUUUUUUUAUUUUAAACUUUGUAUUCCAUACAAAGCAAAUUACAAAGGCACAUAAUUUCAAAUUUUUAUUUGUGUUUGUUAAAAUUUAAAGAUACAAUAUUUCUGCCCUCUGUCCCUUAACCCCAAUCCUAUCUCCCUCCCCUCAAAAAAUGAAAACAAAAAUGAAAUAUUCUUAGUGCUAAAUUAAGCUUUUUUUAUUUGUUUCUAUAAUCAUAUAUGGCCAAGAUGUUUGUAAUUAUCAGGAAUAACAGGAUGGUGGUUUUGGAGGGUGGGGAGGGGUUGGGGAUUUAAGAGAAACUUUCUUCCAGUCCUCCAGUUUUUCUCCUCCCCUCCACUCCCAAGUUGAAGGCAAGAGUUUAUUUUAAAUGUUUUGCAUGGAAAAAAACUGACUUCUUUAUGGCAAACUGUUUAGAUUUUUGGUAAAAUAAAAUGCUGUGUAGGCUUCUAUGUAUGCUUUAUACAGCCUGUGUCUUCUGCCCAUUGUUUUGAAGAUCACUUUGUUACACAGGCAUAUGCAAGCCUAUGCACUGACACAAGAUAUGUAUGUAUAUAAAAUACUUUUUUUUUUGUUUUUUGCAAUGUCAUAUGGAAAUAAAUGCAACAGAAGUUU
Pomacea canaliculata is the source of this 9196-nucleotide messenger RNA. Its product is annotated as eukaryotic translation initiation factor 5B-like. Lineage: Eukaryota; Metazoa; Mollusca; Gastropoda; Architaenioglossa; Ampullariidae. The transcript has 15 exons. The record is from RefSeq and is a predicted model, not a curated record. The coding region runs from base 170 to 1954 and encodes 594 amino acids.